CAAUUUUUCUUUCUUUUUCAGCACUGUGCCGGGUUGAGUAAGGGCCAGGUGUCAGCAAGCUGAGUAGAAGAGAACGGCAAGAUGUCGGGCCGAAGUGGGAAGAAGAAAAUGUCCAAGCUGUCCCGCUCUGCCCGGGCAGGAGUCAUCUUUCCAGUGGGGAGAAUGAUGCGCUACCUGAAGAAAGGAACGUUCAAGUACCGGAUAAGUGUUGGAGCCCCGGUCUAUAUGGCAGCUGUCAUCGAAUAUUUAGCAGCUGAAAUUCUAGAACUGGCUGGGAAUGCAGCAAGGGACAACAAAAAGGCAAGAAUUGCUCCCAGACACAUCCUCCUGGCAGUCGCUAAUGAUGAGGAACUGAACCAGCUGCUAAAAGGAGUGACCAUAGCAAGCGGAGGCGUCCUGCCCAGAAUUCACCCCGAACUGCUGGCUAAAAAACGAGGUGCCAAAGGCAAGUCUGAAACUAUCCUUUCCCCUCCCCCAGAGAAAAGAGGGAGGAAAUCUAUGUCAAGCAAAAAGGGUGGAAAGAAAGGAAAGGCUGCCAAACCCCGGACAUCCAAAAAGUCCAAGCCAAAGGAUAAUGAUAAAGAAGGAACCUCAAAUUCUACAUCUGAAGAUGGGCCCGGGGAUGGAUUCACCAUCUUAUCUUCCAAGAGCUUAGUUCUGGGGCAGAAGCUGUCCUUAACCCAGAGUGACAUCAGCCAUAUUGGCUCCAUGAGAGUAGAAGGUAUCGUCCACCCGACCACAGCAGAAAUCGACCUCAAAGAAGACAUAGGUAAAGCCCUGGAAAAGGCAGGUGGGAGAGAGUUCCUGGACACGGUGAAGGAACUCCGUAAAUCUCAAGGACCCUUGGAAGUUGCUGAAGCCGCUAUCAGCCAGUCCAGUGGGCUAGCAGCCAAGUUUGUCAUCCACUGUCACAUCCCUCAGUGGGGUUCAGACAAGUGUGAAGAACAACUUGAAGAGACCAUCAAGAACUGCUUAUCAGCCGCAGAAGAUAAGAAACUGAAGUCUGUGGCUUUCCCACCUUUCCCCAGUGGCAGGAACUGCUUUCCCAAACAGACGGCAGCCCAGGUGACACUCAAAGCCAUCUCGGCCCACUUCGACGACUCCAGCUCUUCGUCGCUGAAGAAUGUUUACUUCUUGCUCUUUGACAGCGAGAGCAUUGGCAUCUACGUGCAAGAAAUGGCCAAGCUUGACACCAAGUAGACCAAGCAGCCAAAUCAGCUUUAUUUUUCAACCAGAGUUUGAAAAGGAUUGACAAUAGAGCGAGAGUAGGUUUUAUUUUUGGAAGGCGCGAGCACUAAAGCGGUCCGAUUUAGUGGAGCGAAGAGAGGUAGGGCUGAGGCUGUGAAAAAUGUCCACCUUUGUGAAAGGCGCCCUCUCCCUUUUAUACCACCUUAAGAAGUAAUUAGCCAGCUCCCUGCAAGAAUUUGUUUUAAACGUGUUUCCUUCUUGCUAUUUUAGAACUUUUGAAAGGACAAACCUCAUUUUAGAUUUGUAGCAUUGACCUUUUGCACAAAAAAAAAUUUCAAAAUUCUUAAA
Ornithorhynchus anatinus (platypus) is the source of this 1536-nucleotide messenger RNA. RefSeq names its product core histone macro-H2A.2. Lineage: Eukaryota; Metazoa; Chordata; Mammalia; Monotremata; Ornithorhynchidae. Bases 82 to 1200 code for a protein of 372 amino acids. The record is from RefSeq and is a predicted model, not a curated record. Gene Ontology annotation, molecular function: DNA binding; structural constituent of chromatin; protein heterodimerization activity. Gene Ontology annotation, cellular component: nucleosome. Gene Ontology annotation, biological process: nucleosome assembly. The transcript is spliced from 8 exons.